Gopherus flavomarginatus (Mexican gopher tortoise) is the source of this 3162-nucleotide messenger RNA. RefSeq names its product presenilin associated rhomboid like (gene PARL). Gene Ontology annotation, cellular component: membrane. Bases 77 to 1231 code for a protein of 384 amino acids. The record is from RefSeq and is a predicted model, not a curated record. The transcript has 10 exons. Gene Ontology annotation, molecular function: serine-type endopeptidase activity. Lineage: Eukaryota; Metazoa; Chordata; Testudines; Testudinidae.
CAAUGCCCUUCUCAAAAUGGCCGAAGUCAAGCUAAGCAAGAAGAGAUGACCUUCUCAACAUGGCGGCUAACGUGGGAUGUGGCCUAUAUCCUCAACAUGGCGGCUGCUGUUGACCGGAGUACCAGAAAUCUCCUCCUCAACAUGGUGUCUGGGGAGCGACUGUGCAGUCUCCACGGGACCGGCAGCUGCCGGCCAGGCCCAGCUGCGGCCGGGUAUGUUUACUUUAUAUACACAGCAGAGAAAUGGAUUCAAAAGAGUGCCACAAAAGACUGAACCUCGAAAACCAGACCAAGAAACUGGCUCCAAACCAUACAAAAGCAGUCUGUCUCCUCCAAUACAAGAAACAGUCUUUUAUACUUCUUCCCCUUCGCUGAAGCGUCUUGUGAAGCCGUUCUUUUUUACAAUUGGGUUUACAGGCUGUGCAUUUGGAUCAGCUGCUAUUUGGCAGUAUGAAUACCUAAAAUCCCGGGUCCAGAGCUAUUUUGACGAGGCUCGAGCAGAUUGGAUGGAUAAGUUACGACCUCAGAAAAAUGGGGACUUCAGAAAGCAGGUUAACAAGUGGUGGAAUAGCCUGAGUGAGGGUCAGCGGACUGUGACAGGUAUCAUAGCUGCAAAUGUCUUUGUGUUCUGUUUAUGGAGAAUCCCUUCUAUGCAGCGGACAAUGAUUACUUACUUCACAUCUAAUCCAGCCUCUAGAGUCCUUUGCUCUCCCAUGCUGCUCUCUACAUUUAGUCAUUUCUCUUUGUUCCACAUGGCUGCAAAUAUGUAUGUGUUGUGGAGUUUUUCUUCAAGUAUAGUGUCUCUUUUGGGACGUGAGCAGUUCAUGGCAGUGUACCUUUCUGCAGGUGUUAUCUCCACAUUUGUCAGUUAUGUCAGUAAAGUAACUACUGGAAGAUUUGGACCAUCACUUGGAGCUUCAGGAGCUAUAAUGACUAUCCUUGCAGCAGUAUGUACGAAGAUGCCAGAAGCAAAACUAGCCAUCAUCCUUCUUCCGAUGUUCACAUUUACAGCAGGAAAUGCUUUAAAAGCCAUUAUUGCAAUGGACACCGCAGGACUUGUUCUGGGUUGGAAAUUUUUUGACCAUGCAGCGCAUCUUGGGGGAGCUCUAUUUGGAAUUUGGUAUGUAACUUAUGGUCAUGAACUCAUAUGGAAGAACAGAGAACCGCUGGUGAAGGCUUGGCAUGAAAUGAGGUCUAAGAGCCGAGGAAAAGGAGGUGGAGGAUCUCACUGAUUCUAAUUUUGCAGCCUGCUUGUGCAGAAGACAGUGUGCUACUUGAAGACAUGGAAGUGAAUUGGUUCUGGAAUUUUUUUUGCAACUCCACAGAAAACCACUUAGGAUGUGUAGUUUCUAACGUAAACUACACUUGCAAAUAAAUGCAGUUCAGUAGAGAAUGAACUGACAAAGUUGAAAAAAUAAAGUUUAUAUCUGAUUGGUUUAUGAAGUAAACGUGUGCAUCACAUUUUUAAAAAUUAUUUGACAAGAAGAAACAUUUUCACUUAAGUGGCUGGAAGCUGAAACCGAGCACAUUCAAAUAAUAAAUGUAAGCACAUAUUUUUUUUAAGUGUUGAUGAUUAACUAUUGAAACAAACUACCAAGGGAAGGUGGAUCCACCCUCUCCUGAUAUCUUCAAAUCAAGGCUGGAUGCCUUUUUGGAAGAUAUGCUUUAACCAAAUAAGGUAUUAGACUCAGUACAGGCAUAGGUGGGUGAAAUUUAAUGGCCUGUAAUAUAAAGGUUGUCAGACUAGAUCAGUGGUUCCCAAACUGGGGUUUGUGAAAUGUAUCGGGGUUCUCAGAAAAAAAUUCUCUAAUGGCGGACAGACCCCAGGCGCUGACAGCCCAAGCCCCAUGAUUAUGACUUCCUGGCAGAACAAGUUUAAGCAUUGUUGUAGUUGUGCAUUGUUUGCCUGGACUGCUCAAGACCCGAAUGCUCGUGGGAGGAACUCUUUCUUUGAGUUGGCUUCUUAAAUACCUUCAUGCUGUUUCACAUCUGGUAUUCCUUGAUGAAACAUGUAGGAGGCUUAAUCAAAGUGAUAUGAGCUACAAAAUGAAAUCUUGAAGAGUGGUGCUGUUUUCAUAAUGUAAUAAAAUUAAUAAUGUAAUGGUAAAUAGUGUGUAAUAAUCAUGUCAUAAAAAACCAAAUUAUUUCCAAGAUCACUGCUUCUAUAAUUUAUGCUCACGUAAGGGAGAAUAUACCUGGAAAUAUUCAUUUUUAGGAGGGGGUUCGUGAGAUUUGAUAUUUUUGUAAAAAAGGUUUGUGGGUUGUUAAAAGUUUGGGAACAACUGGACUAGAGUAUCUAAUGGUCCCUUCUCACUGUAAGUUCUAUGAAUCUGAAAAAUAUUGGCCUUCAUUUAAAUGUUAGUUGUACAGUAGCAUUGACACCUAGCAAAACUACGUUAAUAAUGUUAAGAGUCUGGCUCAUACUCUGAUGGCUGGCUCUUAUUCAAUAUAUUCUAGCUUUCAGUUCGUUCUACCUCCAAGACAUUAUCAAAGGAUGCAUUUAGAAUUUGUCGCUGGAGAAUUUUUUCUUUGUUCUGUGGCAUGUAAUUAGAACAAUGGCCUGUUUGAUGUUAGUUUGGACAUUUUUGCCAUGAGUUAUCACAGGAGACAUUCCACCUUCAGCAUUUCUCUCUCAGUGAACUGCAUUCAUUUAAAAAAAAAAAAACUUUCCUCCCUUAUCGUUUCAUUUAGCAUUAUUUUGAGGAUUCUAAAAUAGUGGUAUAUGGCUCUGAGCUUGCCAAUGGAUGAAGAAGAUGAGAACGUGAAACUGCAGCAGAAACUUCUGUGCUGUUUUUCUCAUCAUAGGCACUCUUUUUGAUAACUGGAUGAAUUUGAGAUUGAUCUGGGGUUUGACACAAGCAUCAAAAUGGUUUCUAUUAUGUAAAUACUAUGCGGCACUAAACUGAUGGUCUGUGUGGGGGAUUUUUGUUUUGCAUAUGACUAGUGUGGGCCCCAAUCCUGCAAUUGUAGCCAUGCCAAGUGUAUCCCUGCCAGCAGCCCUAAUUGCAAUGGAGCACAGAGGUCUGCCUGGGAGAAGUAAUUUGCAGGAUCGAGGCCCUAAUAAACCAGUUACCUAUCUUUACUGGAUGGGUUACACUGGAAUGAAAGUGUCUUUUGUGACUAUAAUAAGCAUAAAUAAAACAUACACAUUUUUACUUUGUAA